Penicillium diatomitis is the source of this 1353-nucleotide messenger RNA. RefSeq names its product succinate--CoA ligase subunit beta. Gene Ontology annotation, cellular component: succinate-CoA ligase complex; mitochondrion. The record is from RefSeq and is a predicted model, not a curated record. Gene Ontology annotation, molecular function: succinate-CoA ligase (ADP-forming) activity; metal ion binding; ATP binding. Gene Ontology annotation, biological process: tricarboxylic acid cycle; succinyl-CoA metabolic process. The transcript has 6 exons. The coding region runs from base 1 to 1353 and encodes 450 amino acids. Lineage: Eukaryota; Fungi; Ascomycota; Eurotiomycetes; Eurotiales; Aspergillaceae.
AUGCCCGGGGCUCUACGCAGUAUCUUCAAAGUGUCACAAGUGCGUGGCCGUCUAUUCAAAGCUCAAGUGCGACGGCUGAGUCUUCUUGAAUAUCAUUCGCACAAAUUACUCAAAGAUUUUGAUAUUCCGGUACCUCGCGGCUUCGUGGUCGAGACACCCGAGGAAGCCAGGGAAGUGGUCGCCAAGAUCAAUGCGCCCUCUGUGGUAAAAGCUCAGGUCCUGGCUGGGGGCCGCGGAAAAGGCAAGUAUGAAAGCGAUGGGAAAGGGGGAGUGCGCAUCAUGAGCUCAGGGAUCGAGGCGUUUGAGAACGCAUCCAGAAUGAUCGGGUACUACCUCGAAACGAAACAGACUCCGCCAGGCGGUCUCCUCGUCAAGAAACUGUACAUUUACAAAGCGGUCGAUGUCGCACAGGAGUACUACGUCGCUUUGACGUUUGACCGCGACCGGUCCAUGCCAGUUCUGUUGAUCUCCAACGUGGGAGGAGUCGACAUCGAAUCCAACGCGGAUAAAUUGGAGCACUAUUGGUUCGACAUGACUCACGGUAUCACGGAUGAAAUUGUCGCGUAUAUCCAAGCGCAGCUUGGCUUUUCGGAUCAAGAGAUGGGCGUGAUUAGCCACAUUCUCCGUCAGAUGGUGAAACUUUUCCGCGAAAAGGAUGCGACUCUGCUCGAGUUGAACCCACUGGUGCGAACCUGUGAAGGACAGUUUGUCUGCCUGGAUGCCAAGUUCACCUUCGACAAUUCUGCUCGAUUCCGACAAGCAGAGAUCUUCGGCCUUGAAGAGCACCUGCCAGACGAAGAGGAUGAAUACGAGGCGUCCCAGGCGGGCCUCUCCUACGUUCGACUCAACGGAGACAUUGGGAACCUUGUCAACGGGGCUGGCCUGGCGAUGGCGACAAAUGACUUGGUGAGCUUGUACGGAGGAAAGUGUGCGAACUUCCUCGAUGUCGGCGGUGGUGCGACCCGGCAGACCUUACUGAAGGCGUUUGAGAUUUUGAAUCGCGACACGAGGAUUCGUGGCAUAUUGAUCAACAUCUACGGCGGCAUUGUGCGAUGUGAUAUGAUUGCCGAAUCCAUCGUGGCCGCCGCGAAACAAUUAAAAGGGUUCAAAGUUCCGGUGGUGAUUCGACUGCAGGGCACCAACAGCGACCAGGGUCUCGAGCUGGUACCACACCUCUUUUCCCCACUGACCAUCUAUUCAAGCGUCAUGAGAUGGAAUAUUGAGACGGUGAUACUGAUCUCCGGACGCCAGAUUGCAAAAUCCGCGCUAGACAAUGUGAUCGUCGAGCCGGACUUUGAGCUCGCCGCCGAGAAGAUCGUCAACGCCACGAAACAUUCACCCCAGCGUGGAUGA